This is a messenger RNA of Aspergillus terreus NIH2624, 1437 nucleotides long. RefSeq lists its product as uncharacterized. The record is from RefSeq and is a predicted model, not a curated record. NCBI's taxonomy places the organism in Eukaryota, Fungi, Ascomycota, Eurotiomycetes, Eurotiales, Aspergillaceae. The coding region runs from base 1 to 1437 and encodes 478 amino acids. The transcript has 9 exons. Gene Ontology annotation, cellular component: Cul4-RING E3 ubiquitin ligase complex. Gene Ontology annotation, molecular function: protein binding.
AUGAACAGGGAAAUUCCCGGCUUUUAUUAUGACCCGGAGAAGAAGAAAUACUUCAAGAUUGAAGCAAGCCACAAGGCCACACCAGGACUGCAGUACUCCAAAGAUGCCGUAAAGCGCCGAAGGAUAGACCAUGAGAAACGUCAAAGAAAAGCUCAUCGCUCUCAGCGAAUUGCGAAGGAGAAAAUCAAGAGAUCUGCUUUCCUGGCGAAUCCCCUCCUUGGUAUAAACCAGGAAAUCGGCGCUUUAAAUAUUUCUAAAUCUGUUCGACAAGAGCAACGGGGCUUGCUCUACGCGAGCCAAGUCCGCCGCAGCCGACUGCACCAGUUCGAGCCAUGGCCGAAUGAUUACACCAUCAAACAGGUGCUCCGCAACAAGCGAUCUGGAAUUCUUAUUGCUAGUGGCCACCGCGGCGGAGAGUCGUCUGUCUCCGUAUGCUUCCCCGACUGCGACCAAGAGAAAUGGACGUACAACCGGACGAUGGAGCGCGUCCUGUUCAAGGACCCCUACCGACUUUCCUCGAUCUCCCUAAGCCAUACGGGAUACCUGCUCGGCCCCGACGGAGAUUCCUUCCUCGCGCCACGCAUGCUCCCUGAUCCAGAUGAAGGUGGAGACUACCGAUGGCCCUCACUCUUCUCCCCCAUUCGUCUCCGCACAACAUCGUCUCUGUGGUGUUCCGCCGCAUGUCCCGAGGGCAACACGCCGCUCUUCGCCGUGGGAACCUCCGAUGGACUGUACACACUGGGCGGUUUCGGCAGCCAGUGGACUCUGUCCAAGAAGCAAUUCGCCAGCGAUGUCUUCACCGGAAAGCCGAUCCUCCACCGCCGCGUCGACUCGUCGCACGCGCUCGUGACCAGCGUCGAAUGGCUGUCAUCCGAUGUGAUCGCCGCCGGUCUGAAAGACUCGGCGAUCUUCCUGCACGACCUGCGCAGUGGUGGAACCGCGACGCGUCUGCAGCAUUCUCACGCCGUCUCCAAGAUCCGCAGGGUCGAUCCAUAUCGGAUGGUCGUCGCGGGGAUAAACUCCCUCAAAAUGUACGACAUUCGCUACCCGCCGAACGGACUACAGCGCAACCCGAACCCGAACAAUAAGUACCAUACUUCGACGAGACCUUACCUGGAGUUCCUCGACUACUCCCCUGAGAUCAUACCCGAUUUUGACCUCAGCCCGGAGCUCGGACUUCUUGCAAGCGGUUGGUGCCCUCGUCAGAUACCCAGCAAUGGACCUUGUCUAACCUACUGCGCAGCGUCCGAUGAGCGCACGAUCCAACUGUUCUCCCUCCGCACUGGCGAACAGAUCACUUCGCCCUUGUCGCAAUAUCAAUACAAACAUCCGAUUUCCUCGAUAUGCUUCGAACCCGGAGACGGGUCAUCGCACGGUCCCCAGACGCCCAGCAUACUGGUCUGUGCGAAGGCAACAGUGGAUGAAUGGAUAUGGUGA